Molecule: messenger RNA, 2457 nt
Organism: Hymenoscyphus albidus
Lineage: Eukaryota; Fungi; Ascomycota; Leotiomycetes; Helotiales; Helotiaceae
Source: the annotation of a GenBank genome assembly
CCGACUCAAAUUCCGAACUUUGAUCAAGACUGUCAACAAUUACAUUCGAGUCACUUCACAAUGAUGGGCGAGGGUAUCUGUUUGGAUUGCAAUGAACUGUGUCUCCAUCGUCAAAUUGGGAGCAAUAAUGAUGCCUCGUUCUGUUUUUGUGCAGCGCUCCGGGCAGUUCAUUUCGAAACAGCUCAUGAUGUCAGCAAGGAAUUUGGCAAUGUUAAUUCUGUGUUUGAUGGACCAGAUCCCAUAAAAUACCCCAAUAUCUCAGACGUGAGUUUGCGGUAUUUCGUCCUGCUGGUGGGAAGUUUCAACUUAUACCUCUUCCCAGGUUGAUUUAAAUGGAAUCCUUUAUACACAAGUUCAAGUUCCCACGCAUGCUCACACGGAGCGACUGGCCGAAUACACCACAGUGAUGGAUUUUGAAACCCCAUUUCAUUUGCCAUCUCAAGAUAUUGGUCAAGGAACGGGUCUGAUGCCGGAGAAAGAUCACCCCGUUCAACCGUCUCGCAGACGCGAUUACACCAAAGAAGAGAAAGAAGAGUUUGGGCGAUGAAUCACAAGUUGUCCAAAACCAACCAAGAAAGAAAAGGUGGACUACGCUAGAAUACACUUUCUCACAGAAGGUCAAGUCCAGAAUCUCAUCAAUAACCGUAAACGCAAGAUAAAGUCAGAAACUAUAAAUUUGGCAGCAAAUCUAGAGGGAGUUGCAAAAUCCUCCCAAGGAUCUAAAACUCUUGGAAGUGAAGAAGCUGGCCAUAUUACCAGUACCACCCCCGACCCGAUUCCUUUGUAUAGUUACUGAUUCAUCAGCAGAUGCUUCGAAGGCCAACAAGAAAACAGACCAUCCCAAAAGUACAGAAUUCGUUGACAUCAGAAGAAUUUCGUAUCAAAUAUCCGAAGAAAACAUCUCACAAAGUCUACAGAACAAACCGUCAUAUUCUUGACUUGAGGAAUUCCUUAAAUCACCUGAAGACGCUGUCCCUAUGGAAACCAUCCAUCGAGCAUAUCAGGAACAUGCUCCAGAUGGGUCGUCCCUGCAUGCAUUAUCUAUGCACGCCGUUCCCCUAUCUGAUUUGGAGCAAAUGGAGGUACGCUCUGUUGCACGUAGCUGCAGCUCUGCUGGGUUCCAGGCCCACUCCGUGUCAUCCAACAUCUCUCGCUCUUCCCAGAAACAAAAAAGGCGCGAGAAACGAAUGAAGGGUGUACAAUGCACACGAUGUAACGAGAGCUUUCAGAGUAAAGGCGACUUGGCAAAUCACUACAAUACUCGCCACAAACGCAGGGAAUGUGGCCCAGAUCCAUUUGAUAUACAGUGAUCUUACUGUAACGAAAUAUUCGAUUGGCAAGACUGGGAAGAACACGAGACUCAGCAGCAUUGCGUACCCUUCAAGGUUUGGUUCUGCACGCUAUCUCAUGAUUUUCCCAGUAGCCUUGCGAGACGAAAGUGCAUAUUUUACACCUGCCAUCGUCUGGUCAAUCACCACUAUAGUGAACGACACAGUAUGACACAAUGUUUUCAACAUACACAAUGUCUGCCAUUUCGAUCGAGUUCCGAUCUUGUAGCUCAUCUGGUUGAGGUCCAUGGAGUUUCUAACGCCAAAACUCACUCAUUUGAAAAUAGUAUGGACGAGUGGAGUUUAACGCUUAACAGACGUUUGGAGUGUAGCUUGUGGCAAUGCAGAUACUGUGGAAUCGUUGGCGCGGACUGGAAAAAACGAUUCUCCCAUAUCGAGAACCACUGGCACCUUGAACACGAGACGAUGCAAACAUUUUCGAAUCUCGAUAAUUUCAUCACCGGCGAUCUACAGCGCUACCUAAAAAGUCCGGAAACUUCUGCAAGCAAAACCCUGAAGUGUCCUGGCUACUGGAGCGAUACUUCUGAAUUUGCUAUGUACAAGGCAGUUCUUGGAACAAUAUUCCCAAUCGAAACCGGGGCCAUUCGUGGCGCGGAUAAAACUGCUUCCACGGAGGCGGACUUGGCGAUAUCGGUUUGUGAAAAAGCGAAAAAACCAGCUGCAUCCAUACUUGCAACGGCUGAAAUUGCAACGGAAUACCCAACUGAUAGUAUAUCGCCUCAUGUACCAGAAGAAACUACAAUUCCGGCUCCCACUCGUAGUACUACAAUUGGAAAGGAACGAGUUAAGGACCAUUCCACAAUCGGGCCUGAUGUUACUGUUGAUACGAGACCUAUACUAGCCAGCAGCUCAACGGAUUUCGACCACGAAUUGUAUCGACCAGCUUCGGAAGAGAACAAGCAGCCUUCCAUGUCAUUCUUCGCCUUCCUAAAGAAGCGGACGAAAACCUUUCUAGGAUUUACACGUGGAAUCAGGGCCGCGAAGAAAAAGUGAAAGGAAGAGGAAGUCUAGGAUUAAAGGCAGCUUAUUAGUCUCGCGGAUUCACGUCUAUUCGCAACGUUCGGCAUCUGAAAUUCAAUUCCAUUCCAGACCCCCCCUCUGAAAGGAC